Molecule: messenger RNA, 389 nt
Organism: Staurois parvus
Lineage: Eukaryota; Metazoa; Chordata; Amphibia; Anura; Ranidae
Source: the annotation of a GenBank genome assembly
CCACACACGCUUGACACCAUCUGAACAAAAUCAGUUUAUUUUGCUCUCAGUAGACCACAGGACAUGGUUCCAGUAAUCCAUGUCCUUAGUCUGCUUGUCUUCAGCAAACUUUCUUGUGCAUCAUCUUUGGAAGAGGCUUCCUUCUGGGACAACAGUGAUGCAGACCAGUUGGAUGCAGUGUGCGGCAUAUGGUCUGAGCACUGAAAGGCUGACCCCCCACCCCUUCAACCUCUGCAGCAAUGCUGGCAGCACUCAUCCAGAGGUUGUCUUUGGGAAAUAGAUGUAUAUGACGCUGAGCACGUGCACUCAACUUCUUUGGUCGACAAUGGCGAGGCCUGUUCUGAGUGGAACCUGUCCUGUUAAACCGGUGUAUGGUCUUGGCAAUCUUC